UGGUGCCGAGCGCAGCCAGACCAACUCAUCAAUUCGGGGGUAUUGUUUUAUCGCUCCAGCCUGCCUCUCGGCCCUUAUCUGUUCUCAGCCUUAUCAAACAGUUAUCUCUUUUGCUGUGAAGACAUAUUGCGUUUUGUUUCCUAUCUGUUAUGUGUGUGUGCACUGCUGUGUGUUCGUGUGUGUGUGUGCGUGUGGGAGGACAGGGAUUUGACACGGAUGGAUCCAGCGCAUUUUGGGAGCGCUUGAUGGGAGUCACUGUGGACUGGAUGUGUUUUACAUAAAGGUAGGCUACUCCCUGACCAUUUUUAUUAACCCCUACGGUGUAUGGAAAGUGCUCCUGGAUGGACCUGGGCGACAACAGCUGGUCCAUGGUCAAGCGAGAAGUUUCCAGCAGCCCAGGGUCGCCGGCUGAGCAGUCCUACCUGCCCGGUGACAGCAGGAGGGACGGUCCCACCUCGGAGGAGCUGAGGACGCCUCCGAGCGAGCUUGACGCGCUGGGGCACCGCCGCUCCGACGGCCGAUCUCUACACUCCUACCUUCACUUCGGACACCAUAACAACACCCUGACCACUACCGAGGACAUCCCGCUCUUUACGGAUUUAGACCAGGGGAGCAAACUCGUCCUCUCCACCGGAGCGCACAAGGCGAGCCUGCUGGUGGACCCGUCCGACAUGUACCAAACACUGGCCAUCGCCGCAGCCCAGAGCCAAACUGGAUAUGAUUCCUCCUCUGGUGGUUAUAUGCACUCCAACCCCAACUCCCCCGUCUACGUCCCCAGCACCCGGGUGGGCCCCAUGAUCCCCAGCCUCUCCUACCUGCCGGCCAGCGGCUCUGCUCAGCCCAGCCACGCGGUCUCCGGUCACUCGGUGUGGUCUCAGUCCACCCCAGAGAGCCCCUCGUACAGCACCGGCAGCCCGCACACCUCCAGUCGUUUCCACUACCCUCCCAGCCCGCCCAUGAAUAACGGGACGCCCAGGGACACCAGCUACAGUAACACGCUGAAUGUGGGCAGCAGGGACCAGUACAGCCUCUCUCGCCCUCUCAGCGGGACCUACGCCAGUCCCUACUCUCCUUACGUUGCACCCCAGCUGCCCUCGCCUUGGCCCGCAGGACCUUUUGAUAACACGAUGCUGCACACCUUGCAAAGCAGAGGUGCGCCCUUGAUUCGAGGACCAAACGGAGUUUCAGAUAUUCUGGACGACAUGGGGGAGAGCAGAGAGUGCGUCAACUGCGGCUCCAUCUCCACGCCGCUGUGGAGGCGCGACGGCACGGGCCACUUUCUCUGCAACGCCUGCGGCCUUUAUAGCAAAAUGAAUGGGCUGAGCCGGCCAUUAAUUAAACCACAGAAACGGACGUCAACGUCCAGAAGAAUCGGCCUUUCCUGCGCCAACUGUCAGACCAGUACGACGACUUUGUGGCGCAGAAACGCGGAGGGAGAGCCGGUGUGCAACGCAUGUGGGCUCUACACGAAAUUACACGGGGUACCUCGACCGCUCGCCAUGAAGAAAGAGGGAAUCCAGACAAGAAAAAGAAAACCGAAAACGUUGAAUAAAACCAAAGGAUCCUCUGGAAAUAACAACUCGGUCUCCAUGACUCCCACAUCCACCUCUUCAUCCAAUUCAGAAGACUGCUCGAAAACCAGCUCACCCUCUGGGCAGGUGUCGGGGGUCAGUUCUUCUGUGCUGUCCAGCUCGGGGGAGGGAACAGGCUCGGCCUCAGCGGUGAAGUACCCGGGACAGGAUAACCUGUACACCAGCGUGGGCUUGACCCAGUCAUCAGAUGUAGCUUCAGUGAGGGGUGAACCCUGGUGCCCCAUGGCCUUAGCCUGAACACCUAAAUCUCCCAGGCGGACAGAAAUCGCUGGCCCCUUCUGUCUGGAUGCUGUGUAGUGUGGAAGUAUUCGGGGGCAGUUUUUGCUUUCUCCCCUCUUUGCUGACGCAAGAAGAGUCGGACAGGAGGGAGAAAGGAGGGUGAGGCGGCCUUCAGUCACAGUACGAGCUUCAACCGAGCAUGGAAUAUCUGAGAUUGGGUUCCAGACUGGUGUGGGGAUCUUGUUGCCUUUAAAAAACACCAACAACAAAGGGAAACGCCAGGCCAGAUGAUCAAUUAGGUGGCCUUCUGUGGAUGGUUUCUGGAUCUGCCGUGCACUCAGUAUCUCCAGAACCAGAUCUGGGUUCUUUAAAGAAAGCCAUCGUGUACAUAACGGAUUUCCUGUUUGAAGAAAAAGCUGUUGAUUGGAUUUCAGUGCUGAACAAAGCGCUAUACUCUUUAAGGACAUUUAGAUUGUUUUUCUUUUCCCACAACUGGAAUCAUGCCAUAAGUGCCAAGACAACUUUUAUGAAUCAAAAGAAAAAUAUUUAUAAAUCUUCCAUUGUUGAAAACGUGGCUAUGAUUGUUAAUAAAGAUAUCAAUAUAGACUAGAAGUUAAACCAUUCUGAUGUCUUCUUUUCUAGUGUUUUCUCUUUGUAAGUGGCUGUUAGUAGUACAGUAGUGUUGAAUGCACGUUUUCCACUGAAAGCUCUUACUGUAUUUGACUGAAACUAGUUUGGUUUAAACAGGGUAUAAAUGACUAUGUCAUAUAUGUUUCUUUCAUUUAAUCAUUUCCUAAAAAAAUUGCAAAUAAACUCCUUGAGACUAAUUUUUGAUAUUAAGAUAUUGUCAGCUGUUUGGUAGCCUCACGGUACUAAUUCCACAGCGGAGCUACAAACUCUUUUACAUGUAAAGCAGUGGCUUGUUUGAACAAAGCACAGCCAGAGCAGCUCGAUCUUUAUGUUCUAACACAUACGUUGCAAUCAAAGACUGUUGGCUGCACUCUGACUCACUAUAAACAGUGUAUCUGUCACAAUGCUAACGUGUACCGUUGCAUCAUUUUUAAACACCAAAAUUAGACCAAAGUGAAGAGUGACGUCACUUCUGAACAAAUUCACGCUACUCUGAUGACUGUGAUUAAUUGCUGUAAUGAUUAAAAAGGAGGUCAAUUAUAUUGCAAUGCAACAUCUCAUCAUGCUCUUUGUAAUAAAUGUACACAUUCACAGCUGAAUUGGGGGCAUGUCAAAUCACAUUGUUUGUCUCCGUGGCCUCAGCAGUGGUGUGGGAGUUUCAAAAAGUCCUUUCAGGCCAAAAAUCACCCCCAAGGAGACUAAAACCUGAAGGAAGUCUGAUGAGUUACAUGUAAAUCUUGGCACAAAGAGGGUUUUUAUGUAUUUUUUUUUCACAACUUGCUUCAUCCAAAAAGAGCAUGUCAUUCACUCUUCUGGACUUAUUUAUUUUUUUGAAAUAUCAUGUUUUUUCUUUUUUUUGUCAUGCUUUAUGUCUUUUUCUGGAACUUUAUGAGAAAUAAUUUUAUUUAAAUUCAGUCCAAGAAAUUGUUGGUGAUGCAAAUAAAUUUACAGUUUGUUUUAAAAGAGGAGCUGUGUUUUAAAGAAAGUUAUGGAAAGAGCUAUGUUCUUGCAUAAUAUUAGCAUUACUCAGGCAUAGUUUUGUAUGAGUCAUUCAUAUCUCUGCUAUAACUCCCCUUUUCUCCUCGGCUGAACGAAAGCCGAAAAGCUUUAUUUUCCCAGAUUUCUUCAUGACUGGGAGGAAAGAAAAAGGGACCAGCUAACGCAAGGCAAAGAGUUCAUGUGGGGGAAAAAAAGAAUAUAUGUGCUUCACUUUGAGAGAUUCAGAUGUCUCACCUAAAUGUUUCCAAAGUUGAGAAAUAUUUGCAGCUUUUCUGGGUGGCUUGCUACCAUGCUGUGCUUAUGUUUUAUUAAAGCAAGUCUUCAUUGUUCAUGACAA
Molecule: messenger RNA, 3777 nt
Organism: Amphiprion ocellaris (clown anemonefish)
Lineage: Eukaryota; Metazoa; Chordata; Actinopteri; Pomacentridae
Gene: gata6
Product: GATA binding protein 6
Exons: 7
Coding region: 342-1829 (495 amino acids)
Biological process (GO): positive regulation of transcription by RNA polymerase II; negative regulation of transcription by RNA polymerase II; epithelial cell differentiation
Cellular component (GO): nucleus
Molecular function (GO): zinc ion binding; RNA polymerase II cis-regulatory region sequence-specific DNA binding; DNA-binding transcription factor activity, RNA polymerase II-specific
Source: RefSeq, a predicted model, not a curated record